ACAAAGCCUGGCGCCGUUUUCAAACUGGGUUUCGUCUUUGAUCCAAAGAUGUUGAAUAUGUAUGGGACUAUUUAUAAUCCACCCACCCACCUCUUUACUUCUUCUGUGAAGGAGCUCUCACAAGGUUAUAAUGCUGUCUCUGGAACUGUAAAUUCGGGUCUGUCCAACAUAACAUCAAAUAACCCAGUUAGUCCGGCCCAUUGUCAGUCGUCUAUAGUCGGACCAAUCGGGUGCGGAUCUUCAGGCUCCACUGUUAAUAAUGGCAAUCAUUCUCUUCCACCCCUCUGUGGGAUGGCUUCUAAAACACCUGGGGCUCCGUACGGGAUUAGUAAUGGACCGACUGAAGUUGUUCAUAAUAACAUCAGUAAUGGAAGUGCAGCAAACGGUAGUGGAUCCUCUCCUCCUGUUGUAGGUGGUGUUGGAGACGCACCUCCUUUAAGCGUUGGGGGAGCUGGUAGUAGUGCAGGACCAGGAAGUAAUAGCAGUGGCUCUGGUGGUGCCGGUGGAUCUAUUGGAGGGAGUGGGAGUGGACACUCGUCUGCGUCUACUCAACAUCUUAUACAAUUUGAACCACCUGCUCGACCUGGAAGAGGUUCAGAGGGUCGCUGCAUCAGUUUAAGAGCUAAUCACUUUGAAAUAAGAAUGCCUAAAGGAUUUCUUCAUCAUUAUGAUGUCUCUAUCACACCUGAAAAGUGUCCAAGACGCGUAAACCGUGAAAUAAUCGAGACUAUGGUCAAUUCAAUGCACUAUCAAAAAUACUUUUACAACCAGAAACCAGUCUUUGAUGGUCGCAGAAACAUGUAUACUCGUGAGCCACUUCCAAUCAGUAAAGAGAAGGUUGAACUGGAAGUUACUCUACCUGGAGAAGGAAAAGACAGAGUUUUUCGUGUUGCCAUUAAACAUGUUUCAGAAGUCUCUCUUUUCGCAUUGGAGGAAGCUCUCGGUGGUCAUAACCGACAUAUUCCAAAUGAUGCUGUUAUAUCGUUGGAUGUUAUCAUGCGUCAUUUACCGAGCAUGAGCUACACGCCAGUUGGUCGAUCUUUUUUUCAAAAUCCUGAUGGAUAUGAAAAUCCCCUUGGUGGUGGUCGAGAAGUAUGGUUUGGUUUCCAUCAGAGUGUUCGACCUUCUCAAUGGCGUAUGAUGCUAAAUAUCGAUGUAUCUGCGACUGCAUUCUACAAAGCACAAUCUGUUAUUGAUUUUAUGUGCGAAGUAUUAGAUAUAUCGGAUAAGAAUGAACAACGUCGACCAUUAACUGAUAGUCAGCGAGUGAAAUUUACGAAAGAAAUUAAAGGUUUAAAAGUUGAGAUCACUCAUUGUGGUACAAUGCGACGUAAAUAUCGUGUGUGUAAUGUGACACGACGACCUUCUCAAACUCAAUCAUUCCCUUUACAAUUGGACACUGGUGCUACAGUUGAAUGUACUGUUGCUAAAUACUUUCAAGAACGUUAUAAUAUACGCCUAGACUACCCUCAUUUGCCAUGUCUUCAAGUUGGUCAGGAACAAAAGCACACGUAUUUACCAUUAGAGGUUUGUAACAUGGUAGCAGGUCAGAGAUGUAUUAAAAAGCUAACUGAUAUGCAGACAUCUACUAUGAUUAAGGCUACAGCUCGUUCAGCCCCCGAUCGCGAAAAAGAAAUCAAUAAUCUUGUGAAGCGAGCUAAUUUCAAUGCUGAUCCGCAUUUACAAAUGUUCGGCAUUAAUGUUAACACACGUAUGGCUGAAAUCCAAGGUCGAGUCAUUCCUGCGCCAAAGAUUCAGUAUGGUGGACGUACUAAAGCCCAAGCUUCUCCACAGCUUGGUGUAUGGGAUAUGCGAGGUAAACAAUUCUUUUCAGGCAUUGAAAUAAAAGUUUGGGCAAUCGCUUGUUUUGCACCACAGCGUAUCGUUCGUGAAGAAUCACUCAGACUGUUUACUCUACAACUUCAGAAAAUUUCCAAUGAUGCUGGCAUGCCUAUUUUAGGACAACCUUGUUUUUGUAAAUAUGCUACUGGUCAAGAUCAAGUUGAACCAAUGUUUCGAUAUUUGAAAAAUACUCAUGCUGGUUUACAGUUGAUUGUAGUUGUUCUUCCUGGGAAAACCCCUGUUUACGCUGAGGUCAAGCGCGUUGGCGAUAUAAUGUUUGGUCUUGCAACACAAUGUGUUCAGUCAAAAAAUGUAAAUAAAACAUCACCUCAAACACUCUCUAAUCUUUGUCUUAAAAUCAAUGUUAAAUUAGGCGGUAUCAAUUCUAUUAUCGUUCCAAGCGUCCGACCUGCUGUUUUCCGUGAACCAGUUAUCUUUCUUGGUGCAGAUGUUACACACCCUCCAGCUGGUGAUAAAACUAAACCAAGUAUUGCUGCCGUUGUUGCUAGCAUGGAUGCACAUCCAAGUCGUUAUUCAGCUACUGUACGUGUUCAAUCGCAUCGUCAAGAAAUUAUACAUGAUUUAUAUCCAAUGGUUAGAGAUUUGUUACUGCAGUUCUAUCGAGCUACUCGUUUCAAACCAACUCGUAUUAUUUACUAUCGAGACGGUGUUGGUGAAGGUCAAUUUUUAAAUGUUUUAAAUCAUGAACUCCGUGCUAUCCGUGAAGCAUGUGUCAAAUUAGAAUUAGGCUAUCAACCUGGUAUUACUUUCAUUGUUGUGCAAAAGCGGCAUCAUACACGUCUAUUUUGUGCUGACAAAAAAGAUCAGAUGGGUAAAUCUGGGAAUAUACCUGCUGGAACAACAGUUGAUCAAGUUAUUACACACCCAACGGAAUUCGAUUUCUAUUUGUGUAGUCAUGCAGGCAUUCAAGGCACUUCACGACCUAGUCAUUAUCAUGUAUUAUGGGACGAUAAUAGAUUUAGUGCUGAUGAUAUACAAAAUUUAACUUAUCAAUUAUGUCAUACAUAUGUACGUUGUACUCGUUCUGUGUCAAUUCCUGCUCCAGCCUAUUAUGCACAUUUAGUUGCAUUUCGAGCACGAUAUCAUUUAGUUGAAAAAGAAAUAGAUAGUGGUGAAGGAAGUCAAAAAUCAGGCAAUUCAGAUGAACGUACACCUACGGCUAUGAUGAGGGCUGUUACAGUUCAUCCGGAAACCUUAAGAGUCAUGUACUUUGCCUAAUGUUUACACAUGUCAAACCAACUGUGAACAUCCCCCCCAAAGAAAUCUAGCUCUCAUUCACAUUGUCUUUGCUAAAACAAACAAGAUAGCCAAGGCAAACACAACUGACCUACAAUAACCACCUCUCAGUUGGCAGCUGUAAAAUGCAUUGUCAUUUGUGUGUAUCUUUCAGGUUGCUUUUUUUCUUUCAAACUGCAUUUCUGAAUACGAUGUGUUUUUAUUUACUUUCCUCCUUAUGUGCCAACCACUACUACUUUCUUUUUGUCGAGGGGAGGACCAUUAGAGUCUUCUUUCAUUGUAAUGGUUUACUAAAUAAUCGUAGCAAUAAUAAUGAUAAUAAUAAUAACAAUUAUUAUUAUUAUUAUUAUUAUUAUUAUUAUUAUUAUUAUUAU
Molecule: messenger RNA, 3473 nt
Organism: Schistosoma margrebowiei
Lineage: Eukaryota; Metazoa; Platyhelminthes; Trematoda; Strigeidida; Schistosomatidae
Source: the annotation of a GenBank genome assembly